Messenger RNA from Ananas comosus (pineapple), 1273 nucleotides. Its product is annotated as tubulin-folding cofactor C. The transcript has a single exon. Bases 52 to 1140 code for a protein of 362 amino acids. The record is from RefSeq and is a predicted model, not a curated record. Lineage: Eukaryota; Viridiplantae; Streptophyta; Magnoliopsida; Poales; Bromeliaceae. Gene Ontology annotation, cellular component: cytoplasm. Gene Ontology annotation, molecular function: tubulin binding. Gene Ontology annotation, biological process: post-chaperonin tubulin folding pathway; tubulin complex assembly.
UCUCUCUCUCUCUCUCUCUCUCUCUCUGCCGCCCUUCACUGCGCAUCGACAAUGGCGGAAGAGGGACCGCCUCCUUCGACCCAAACCCUAGAUCCGAUCGCGCAGCGGAAGCACGCCGCAAUGCUCGAGCGCAUCUCCAACCACCACCAAUCCCGUCUCCACGCAUCCGCCGCGCGCCGCUCCGCCUCCGCCGCGUCCCCUUCCUUCGACUCCGUCGCCGCGUUCCUCGAUCGCUUCUCCGAGUUGAGGCGAUCGAUAGAGAGCGACCUCGCCCGGUGCCGCGGCGCCGCCCCCGCCGCCGCCGCCGAUAUCUGCUCGGCCCCCGCCAUUAAGCCCGAGCUCGAGAAGGUCUCCGCCUCCAUCUCCGAUCUCGAGCGCCUCCUCGCCGAGAACUCCUACUUCCUCCCGUCCUACGAGGUUCGAUCCUCCCUUAAGGCGAUCUCCGAUCUCAAGGAGGCGUUGGAGGUCGCCAAUUCGGAGCUUCUUCCGAGGAAGAAGUUCUCCUUCAGGAACAAAGCCCCAAAGAAGGAAUCCGCCACUUUGGUGAAAGAAAUCGACGAGAGAAAAGUCCCAGAUGAGGAAAAAUCAAAUCUUGCGGUCGUUCGCGACACGCCGGGGUUCAGGAACGAGAAAGGUGCAGUUUUGGUGAAGAAAUUCAGGGCUUCCGAAGAAGACGAAGGGGAUUUCACCCUAGCCAAUCUCGAAUCUUGCAAAGUUUACCUCAAAGGCCGGUUUCGGGCACUCUUUGUGCAUCGGCUUAAAGAUUGCAACGUUUUUGCUGGGCCUGUUCUUGGAUCUAUCCUCAUAGAGGAGGCAAGCAAUUGUGUGUUCAUGUUGGCCUCCCAUCAGAUCAGGAUUCACCAAGCCACGGUGGCUGAUUUCUAUCUCCGUGUUCGAAGCAGGCCGAUCAUAGAGGACUGCAGUGGGGUGAGAUUUGCGCCGUAUCGGUUGUUUUAUGAAGGGAUUGAUGAAGAGCUCAGAGUUUCUGGACUCGGAGUGGAAACAGAAAAUUGGGCAAAUGUGGAUGAUUUCAAGUGGUUGCGGGCGGUGCAGUCGCCAAAUUGGUGUCUUAUACCGGAGGACGAACGAUUAGGCAGUGUAAACAUUUCAGAAGUUACGGAGCAGGACAAUGAUAAUUAGUUCUUUUUUACUCUGAAUUUUCUGCCUUGUUGCAUGUUUGAUUAACCAGGUAUCAGUUUGUUUUAUUUGGGCACUUCACUAUUCUUUCAGAUUAAUCUUAUUUUAUAUAAACCCUGGUUUUUAUUUGUUAUUC